CAGAAACAAGCUAAAUGAGACCGAGCCCCGGCAGAUGACGAUCGCUUGGCGGUAAUAACCAACUUAGCGCCAAGGGACGCGGCAAAGAACCUUGGUCCCGCGCCAAUCUCCGCAAAAAAAAAAAUUCAACUUUUAUCCCCGCUCAGAUUUUGGGAUUGAAAGCGCCAUAAAGCGCCUCUUAUGAAUCGCUAAGAAAUGUCUCGUUGACCGGUUUCUCUAAAUUCCGAGACUAUUCAAUUUCCAGCUUCAAUCCUUCCGCCGCCCGCCAUGGCAGCUCCUACUUGCCUCCGCGCCGCGACGCACCGCUUACUUACUACACCGGCGAAAGAGCUCCCGUCGAUUGCAAUCUACCUUGCGACAGCUUUCGCUGAUUGUGGAAGUAUAUUAUCGGCUCCUCAAACCCAGAAAAAAAAUCCAAGGGAGCCAGAUACUGCAUUGCUUGUACAGAAAUUAAAAGCCCGCAUCACGAGUCUGCUUCAAGAUCAUCGCGUUGAAGGACGCUGGACUGCGGUUAUCCUUGUGAAGGUAGUAAUAGAAGCAGGCCAGUGGGAGAUUCUUCGCGGUUCUGAGGCUUGGGUUCGGGCUCUGCUAAGUAUUCUAGCGAGAUCUGACCCACUGUCAACGAAAAAACUGUGCCUCAUUACCUUGACUCGCAUAUUCCGACUAACUUAUCCAUACCAAACAUUGGUGCGAGAAAUAACGACACCGUCGCUGCCCACUUUCAUUACAUCUUGCUUGAAUUUAGUUUCUGUGAAGCCAGUAGCCGGGCAAGCGAGGCAACUGAAACGGAUUACUCCAUUGCUUGAAACUGUGCUGCAUGUGUUUCUCGAAUUGCUUCCUCAUCAUCCUACCAUAUUUCGCCCGUUCUCUUCCCAAAUCCACGGCUUGAUUCUGCCCCUCGUGGGGUCGUUUGGCGUUCCUGGUUCAUUGUCAAAAUCUGGGGUACGCCUGGCGCAGCAGCUAUUUAUCGCGCUACAUCAAUGUGCUCCAAAGAAUACCAGUGGAGAAGAAUGGCUUAAGGCUUGCAGGGCUACAAUAUCGUCCAUACAUCAGACAAGCGAUCACCUAUUCCGAGCGGUUGUAGAACAGUGGGAGUCUGUUGAUAACUCCUUACGCCAAGCAUCUAGAUCAAAGAAUUACAAUCGCCCAGUUGGAGAUGAUAGCCCCGACGCGCUAGGGUUUCCAACCUGGCAGGGUAUAUAUGCUGGCACUGAGAAGUUAGAAAGUCUUCUAAAGCUGCUUACUGAAUUCGUUGCAAUGCCAACUAGCUCCACAAUCUCGAUGCCUUUAGGGUCCAUACUUGAUGUGUCCAAUCGCUUAGUUUCGGUGACUUCCCCUUUAUCAGAUGAUGACGCUUCACAGCGUGGGACAGAAUUAAAUCUCGAAGUUGGCCGGGAGGAACGGGAGUGCCUUUGGGCUGAGUUACCCAAACUUCACGUUGCGACCCUAGAUCUGCUGCGCGCUGUCGUCGAAAGAUUUGGUCUAGGGAGUAUCUCAAUUGCACAAAGCUGUCUUGAUCAAACUCUUUGGACGUUUGAAGCUGAAAGCGGCAAUGUCAACAUACGGAUUGGCGUUUACCAAAUAAUAAAGACUGUCAUGCCUAUCAUUGGGCCGUCCAUCACAAGACCUGGUGUAACAUCCUUGGCAUCAAUCAUCAGAUCCGCGUGCCAGGACCUCCUGCCUUCCUCAGAAAACAAGGCUGUUGGCGUUAAUCAGCACCUUAGUGCCAAGUCUGCCGCGAAGCCAAACCCGUCGACAAGCAAUGUAGACUCUUUCCUGAAUCUAAACCCAAAAGCCACCAUUGACGCGGAACAUUCUUUCCCUGGGUUAAAAGGUGCGGCUGAGGAUCUUCUUACAAGCCUCCUCACAGCCCUUCCGACGGAACACACACCACCGUAUCUCCGGACCGAAAUUGACCGAACGGCGAUCAUAACAAGGAGCAAAUCUAUCAUGAUGGCCAGCGUCCUCAACCCCGUCCCAGCAACGUCUAGUCGUUGCAAUACCCCGAGCAUUAUCCCAUUUCUUGCUCGAUGUUACCCAGAAACGCCUGGAGUUGAAUCACUUCUACGGCCAAGGAUGCCCGUCCUAAUAGGAGUCUCUCAAUCAAGCGAAUGGGAACUGGCGAAUGAAGAAGACGAAUCUAAACCGAAGUCAAUGGCCGCUUUCGUAUCGUCGUCAAAUGUGGUACCUGAGGAACUCACUCGGCCAAUAAACAAACGAGCUUUGGAUGAUAUUCAAAUGACUGAUGAGCAAGCACUUCCACCAGCGGCAUCUCAUAAUCUGAUGACUUCACAGACUAAAAGAAUACGUGUUGAAACGAUGCAAUCCUUCAAUUCCUCGGCGACGACUCUUACGGGACAAAUACCUGCUGUUCCCACAACAGAAAGGACCACGGACUUCGAUAAACCAGCACCAGCUAUUGAAUCAAUCCUUAGACAAAAUUCUCAAAUUGCAGCAACCAGUACAGAGAAAAUUGAGAGAAGGAGUUGCGGUGCAGAUGACGCGAGACAGGAGGCUUCCAUUUUACCUGUCAAGGAUACCAGUGCAAUUAAGAGUGGUGGUUCCGGGGAAGGUGAUGACGGAUCUGAUGAUGAGAUUCCCACGCUGAAUAUUGAACCAGACACCGAUGAAGGCGAGGAGGAAGACGAAUAAUUACCUACGUAUUUGAUCAAACUUGGAAAUCGCACAGCAUCUCUCGAUCGAACAACGUCAUUUUAUCUAAUUAUAAGUCAUGUAUUGUCUAAUCUAUAAAAAUCUUGAAAUAGGGUGGAAUUAGGGGCAACUGGAGAAAAAUAGCAUACUUGGGAUGGUUCUUCAACCCUAUCUGCGAGUUUCCCCCAGGAGACUUAAGUAGCCAAAAAAAUAUUUGAAAAGCAUGCUCGGGAUACCGAAAAAGAAUUCCUCCGCCUUUUCUAUCGAGAGGUCGAAAGCUUAAUUGAGGAAAAUUCAGUCACGCCACGGAAAGGGGCCACCUCUCCCCUUUCCAUUCAUAUCAUGAGAGUAUUUGAAACUGGCCAAUAUAAGUUGCGCAUGUCUGGAAAAUGUAUAUCCACAGCGAGCUUGUAGGUCUAUUGACACAUUCAACUUGGAUUUCACAUAAUCCGUAUCCCAACAUCCCACCACUUCUCGCCUCUCCAUUGCUUAAAGGCCUGCCCUUUCCAGCACCACCAGCCUUGACCCUCCGCACCAAACCCCAAACCACGAAUGGGGCUGAGUGGAACCGGCUCAACCAACCAUAUUCCGCCUUUUGCGAAAUCAUCCGCACCCAAGGGUCCAAUUAGAAACGCCCAUGUCACAACGAAGAUGAAAUUUGUCGAUCGACGGAGCCAACGCGGAGGGUUAAACGGGAGAAGGGUAACGAUAUUCUUGGCAACGAAGUCCUGAAACAUGAUUGCCGGGGCUUGAAGGAAGAAAAACAAGAAAAGGUUGGGGAAAGGUUUUGUUGGGGCGAGUUGCGUGUAGCUGCCGGCGGCGUGCAAUAGGCCACUUAGACCAAACGCAAUGUAAAGCUGGAGAGAUUGUCUUACGAAUGGCUUUUGGAGUCGCUGUGGAAGAUGCGCGUAGAUCCAAUUGCUGGGCUGGAGGAAGUUGAAGCGGAAAACCUGGUGCCACCACUUGCUCCAGAAGCCGAUGAGCCCGUGAUCUAGAAGCGAGGAAAAGCAAGGUCCGAAUAUUUUUGGAUAUAACCAUGGGGCUUCAAUUGGAAUGGAUGUCCAUGUGCGAGCGAAAGGGACCCAUAAUGAAAUGCUAAGAGAAAGUAGAGAAAUAGCCCAAGCCGUACAUUCUACUGCACAUAUAACGCCCAUCACUGAGAGGAGAAGUCGAUAGGCUUGGGUAGUAAUAUUUCCGAACGUGCCGAAGGAGUCAAGAGGAAAUGGGGGUGGGGAAGAAACAACGCCCCAGAAAUAGGGAUCGAGCAUCAUGAUGACUUUUAGAGCGUCUAGGCCAAGAUAACUCCAUGUCAUCUGGAAUAGUGCGGACUUGGCGGCGGAUUUGGUAUUACUCAAGUUCAUAAUUUCGGGCUUCCUAACUCCACGUGAAAGCGGAUCGAGGUGAGAAGAAACUGAUUUUGGUAACAGGGGAAUUGUAGAAAUACGCCAAUUCCAGCCAGGGCCCCGCAUAUUGACAAUAAGGUCCCAGACCCAUACCAAACGAUGAGGAAAUGUGUUUGGAUACGCUUGCCACCGCAAAAUAUACAUCUCGCUGCCUGCAUCAGGGCGAUGGUUGCACUUGAUUCCCGGUUGCAGGGCCUUCUUUGUAGUUCGUGACAAUCGGAAUUUUGUGUUUCCAAUUUCUUUAUCUUCAAGAGAUCUGUUGGAUAUGGUCGCUAAAACGUGAUUCUCAGAACAACUGGAGCAGUUUUCUCUAUUGUGUGAAAAUAUUGUCGUUCGUUCAAUGCGUUUGAAACGUCCUUGAGGAUCGUUUAAAACUAGCAAUGACGCACUCAACAUUAUAUACCAGAAGGAAGCGAUUCCGACAACACAUCCAUUCCCUCCAAGGUACAUUCGGGAUUGGAUGAUGUUCAAUAAUCCUGAACAAAUCACAGAGCCAAACGACAGGUAUUUGAUGAUUGUAAAAUGCCCAUUCCGGGGGGUUUUCACAAGGAGUGAGAGAACAAGAAUGAUCAAGGGUGCAAAGCUAUGGGGGAAGAGAACCGGCCGGAUCCGCCCAGCAGCAAUGGCUUCAUCAUACUUGUUCUGAAGUUGCCGAACCGCAACGAGGUACGAUGGCGGAAUAACAAUUUCACCCAUGUUUCAUUGUUAUGUGUAGACUAGGUAGGCUGGCGUGAAGGAAUUCGUAGUUCCUUUGGUUUCGUAUCCGACUACCGUUAGGAAGAGGGAUGUAAAAGUAGCGGUUGUUGGCAAAAGCUUCCACGAGCUGAACAGGGCUUCGCUAAAUAGCUCCAAUCAUGGUCAUGUUUCGACAGAGGCCAAUUAUUUAGGCAGUAGGGUCACCGAAAAACGAAAGAAAAAAGCCGCUCUAUUUAUUGGUUCGCUUGCCCCGACUCAGUAUUGGAGUAGUUGCACCGAAAAUUUACAGUGUCAAAACAGAUUAUCAGCUGGCCAUUGUUGACAUAUUGAUAGCUUCAACUUCUUCAUCUUAGUGAUGAGCAAAGAUUUAUAUAAUCACGCCAUAUCAUGAUAACUACCAUUUUGCCUGGAGCAGGGAAAG
Molecule: messenger RNA, 5172 nt
Organism: Blastomyces dermatitidis ER-3
Lineage: Eukaryota; Fungi; Ascomycota; Eurotiomycetes; Onygenales; Ajellomycetaceae
Exons: 2
Coding region: 268-2652 (794 amino acids)
Biological process (GO): rRNA processing
Cellular component (GO): nucleus
Source: RefSeq, a predicted model, not a curated record